GAAAUCGCCGCUGUAAUGGCUCCCAAGAAAGAGGCAACCUUGAAUCUGCAGCAACAACAACAGCAACAAGUUUUGGAUAUCGAGCGCAUAAAGCGACAUUUCAGCUGGUCCGAUCCAAAUGCAAUCGCCAGCGAACCCGCCAUGGUCACAAACAAUGAUGGCGGAACAGCAGCACAAUGGAAUCGGAACUCACAGGCUGCCGUGUCGGUGCGACACGCCUUCAAGACCUACGGCAAGAAGAAGAACGCCAUUCCGGUGUUGAAUAAUCUAAUGAUGACCGUACCAAAGGGCACAAUCUACGGUCUACUGGGCGCCUCAGGUUGUGGCAAGACCACACUACUCUCGUGCAUUGUCGGUCGACGUCGCCUGGAUUCGGGUGAGAUCUUCGUGCUCGGCGGCAAACCAGGCACACGCGGUUCGGGCGUGCCCGGCAAACGCGUCGGCUACAUGCCACAAGAGAUCGCCUUAUACGGCGAGUUCUCUAUACGCGAAACAAUGAUGUAUUUCGGCUGGAUAUUCGGUAUGGGCACCAAAGAGAUCAUGGAGCGUCUACAGUUCCUUUUGAAUUUCCUCGAUUUGCCGUCGGAGAAACGUUUGGUGAAGAAUUUGAGUGGUGGUCAACAGCGACGUGUUUCCUUCGCUGUGGCAUUGAUGCACGAUCCCGAAUUGCUGAUUUUAGAUGAACCCACAGUGGGUGUGGAUCCGUUGUUGCGCCAGAGUAUUUGGAAUCAUUUGGUGCAUAUCACAAAGGCUGGCCAAAAGACAGUCAUCAUCACAACACAUUACAUUGAGGAGGCGCGUCAGGCACACACGAUCGGUCUUAUGCGUUCGGGUCAUCUGCUGGCCGAGGAGUCACCAAGCGUUUUGCUGUCCAUGUACAAAUGCAUCAGUCUGGAGGAAGUCUUCCUUAAGUUGUCGCGCAUGCAAAGCCAGAAGGGUGAAAUCUCGAAUGUGAACUUUAGUAAUAAUAUCUCAUUACAUGCCAUGGCAUUCGGCAGUAAAAUGGAUAAGCCCAGCUCGAGUCAAGAAGGCGGUGUUGUCGGACUGAACUUCCAUCAGAGCAAAGAAGUGCUGAUCAACGAAUCGAAUGGAUCUGUUUUUACGUUAAAUCAAGAACCCUACGAUCCGCCCCAAAUAAAACGCAACAAACCCAAUGAUGAAGAGAGCUGUCAGGAUUGCUGUGCGAACUUGUGUAAGGUCACAACUAAGGGCAAAAUGAAGGCAUUGCUGACCAAGAACUUCCUGCGUAUGUGGCGUAAUGUCGGCGUUAUGCUGUUCAUUUUCGCUUUACCCGUUAUGCAGGUGAUACUCUUCUGUUUGGCAAUUGGACGUGACCCGACUGGCUUGAAUUUGGCUAUCGUCAACAGCGAAAUGAAUAACACAAACAUCUGUCAUUGGGAGGACUCUUGCCACUUCUCGAAUCUCGGCUGUCGCUAUUUGAGCCAUCUGAAUGACACCAUGGAAAAGACAUACUACACGGACUUGGAGGAGGCCAAAGAUGCGGUGCGUGUGGGCAAGGCUUGGGGUGUGCUUUACAUAACGGAGAACUUUACGGACGCUUUUGUGGCGCGUGUAGCAUUGGGACGUGACGCGGAUGAUGAGACCAUUGAUCAGUCGGAAAUCAGAGUGUGGCUCGAUAUGUCAAAUCAGCAAAUCGGUAUUAUGCUGAAUCGUGACAUACAGCUGGCCUAUCGUGCUUUCGCCAUGGACUUACUGGAUCAAUGCGGCAACAAUCCGAAGCUCGGCGAUGUGCCAAUACAAUUCAGAGAACCCAUUUAUGGCACAAUGAAUCCAUCAUUCACAGAUUUCGUUGCGCCCGGCGUGAUAUUGACCAUUGUGUUCUUCUUGGCUGUUGCAUUGACGUCAUCCGCUUUAAUCAUCGAACGCACUGAGGGUUUACUCGACCGCUCUUGGGUCGCCGGCGUCUCACCCAGUGAGAUCCUCUUCUCGCACGUCAUCACACAAUUCGUCGUCAUGUGUGGCCAAACAACGCUCGUACUUAUCUUCAUGUUGGUCGUCUUCGGUGUAACAAAUAAUGGCGAACUCUUCUGGGUGAUCGUGCUGACACUGUUGCAGGGUAUGUGCGGCAUGUGCUUUGGCUUCCUCAUCUCAUCGGUAUGUGAGUUGGAACGUAACGCCAUACAAUUGGCGUUGGGCUCAUUCUAUCCAACAUUGCUGUUAUCGGGCGUCAUUUGGCCCAUCGAAGGCAUGCCUAUCGUGCUGCGAUACAUAUCGCUUUGCCUGCCGCUAACGCUCGCUACCACAUCGCUGCGCUCGAUUUUGACGCGCGGCUGGCAGAUCACCGAGAUGGCUGUGUAUUCCGGCUUCCUGAGUACGCUCGCGUGGAUCGUCGGCUUCCUGAUACUGACGCUGUUGGUGCUGCAAGCGAAACGUGGAUAGAAACACUUCGGGUUUUUGCAACAGCAAAUUGGGAGCAACAAAUUAAUUUAAUAUCUAUAAUUUUUUUUUUAUCAACUAACUUACGAUACUAGAAAUUGUACAGAAAUGAAAUUAAGAGCAAAGAAAAACAAAAUUGGGUUGCUUAAUUAAUCCAAAACUGUAUCUAUAUAUGUAUGUACAUACAUAUGUAUACAUAUGUAUGCAUAUGGUUGGCAGAUCGCACAAGAGAUCUUGUGUAAAAAGAAAAGUGUCGAUCGCAUUGUAGCUGAGUUUUUAGUUCUAGAGAGUAAAUUUUAAUUAAAGAAAAAAAACAACAAAGAAAAAAAAAUUAAUAUACAUAUAUAAAUACAAAAACAACAACAAUUGUUUAAGGUGUCUUGUCCUAAUGUUAGCAUUAAUUCAUAUUAAGCAUACUGUCUAGUUUAUUUCGCACAUACACAUACACACACGCGCGCAAAUAAUCAAGUGCGAACACAAAAAGAAAAGCUACAAAGUUCAAAACACAGACAAAAAAAGCACGCAAGUGUUAUUUGAGGAAAUUUUAAAAGUUUUUUUAAUAAAAAAAUUGAAGACAUUAAUUUUAAAAGUUUUGAAAAUUAAAAAAGAAUUAAAAUAAAAUUAAAAAAUAUUUUUUUCACAUUCUCGAAUUUCGGUAAAUAUUUAUUUUUCAAAAUUUAAACAAAUUAAAAAAAAUUAAAAUAAAAUUAAAAAAUAAUUUUUUCACAUUCUCGAAUUUCGAUAAAUAUUUAUUUUUCAAAAUUUAAACAAAUUAAAAAAUUUUAAAAAAUAAAAAAAAUAUUUUUUUAACAUUCUCGAAUUUCUGUAAAAAAACCGUUUUAUUUAUUUUUUAAAAUUUAAAAAAAUUGAAAAUUUUUUUUUUUCACAUUCUCGAAUUUCGACAAAUAUUUAUUUUUGAAAAUUUAAAGAAAUUCAAAAAUUAAAAAAAUUUUUAAAAUUAAUUUCUUUAAUUAAACAAAUUUAAAAAAUAAUUUUUUUCAUUUCGAAUUCGAUAAAUAUUUAUUUUUAAAAAUUUAAAGAUAUUAAAAAAUUUAAAAAAAAAUUAAAAAUUAAUUUCUUAAUUAAAUAAAUUAAAAAAAUUAAAAUUUUUUUUUACAUUUUCGAAUUUCAGUAAACGGCAAACUAUUCAAAAAUUGUACUCAAACUGGCAACGCUUUCACAAAUAUUUAAGCUUUUCGGUAAAGCUGUCGCGCAAUAUAACUCAUUUUUGCCAGCAAAGCAAUCAAGCGCUUAGCACACUUGUUGGCGCAUGCGCAGGCGUUUCCAAACCCCGAACACACAGUUGUUGGUGUGUGCGUGUGCAGGAUUUUCCUAGUUUAUUGGUUUUUUUCUUCACUAAAAAUGUAUUUUUUUGUUUUUACAAAAUAUUCUAAUUUAAUUUAGCAAUGAUUUAAGGUUUAGGUUGUAUUAAUAAUAAUUAUUACGUUUAUCUUCUUCUUAAUUUAAGCCAAGUUUUAUAACUUCCUUUGUAAAUAAUUGUGUAGCAAUUUUCCAAAAUGUAAGCUUCUAAGUAAAAACGGAAAAAACUGUAAAGAAGGCAUUAUUGUACUACACAAAAACGAAAACAAUAACAACAAUAAGAACAAAAAAACAAAAAAUCAGAAAUAAUAUAACAACAACAACAACGAAUUAGUCGGAAUAUAGCUUAUUUCUUUACUUACUCUUUCACGCACUCUCUUAUAAGCAUGCUAUCACACGCUCUCUUAUGCGCGCUCGCUCUAACUCACUCUUACACUCACUUUCUCUCACUCGCGCUUACUUACUCACUCACUUCGCCACUACUAUCGCUUAUUAUUUGGUCGCAUUUCCGUCCACGUACUCAUAUGUAACUUUCGUCGGCACUCGUGCCGCCCGAACGAUUUACUUGCUUAAUCUCUUUAUGAAACGAACUUCGAACUUAGACUUUUGCACUGCUGUCCAAUUCUCUAUAAAUAUUUAUUUUAUUUUUCACAUUUUUUCGAGUCUUUUCGCUAACAUUAUCUAACACAAAAGGACUGUGAUUAUAUUAAUUUCCUUGAAUUUUUUUGUAAACAAGAAAAGAAAUAUGUAAUGAAAUUAUAUAAUAAAUACUUAAUUACUGUUA
Molecule: messenger RNA, 4501 nt
Organism: Bactrocera neohumeralis
Lineage: Eukaryota; Metazoa; Arthropoda; Insecta; Diptera; Tephritidae
Gene: snu
Product: ABC transporter G family member 23
Cellular component (GO): membrane
Molecular function (GO): ABC-type transporter activity; ATP binding; ATP hydrolysis activity
Source: RefSeq, a predicted model, not a curated record